UUGCACUGCACGAGCUUCGGUGGAGCGGCAUCCACCGCAUGCUCAAGCGGUACAAACAGCUCCAGCCGUACUUGUUCUUGUUUGAGCGAGACUGCGAAGUUGAUAGGUGCAUCCCCGAAGAUGCCCCCGAAGACGACACGCGACGGUUCCCCAUUGUACAGUACCUGCCCAGCCCAGCUGAACACUGCACCAUUUUGGAUCUCCUAGACGACAUGGAUUUGUCGGAGUUGGUUACGAAACGAUUGCAGGCACGUAACCUGACGCUCGUUGCAGAGCGAGACAUUCUGGACGAGACGUUGGUCGACUUCCUCGAGCUGGCAGACCGCCGCAAAGCCGACGCCGACAUCGUGGAGUCUCCUGCGUUCGAGAUCGCCGUGGUCAAGAUCAUGCAAGGUCGCGACCAAGAUCUAAUCGCAGAAGAAGCCGUCGCUGUUGUCCGGCUACAGCGCUUCCCAGAAGAAGAAACCAACACCCCUGCGCGUGUAUCUACCUCGAAGCGCAUGCGAAACAGAAACGUACCCGGGCGCACGUCAGCAGCGAAGAAGAAGCGCAGCUAAACACCGACGAGUCGUGCAUCAAGGCCCCGAAGUCCUCGCGAUGUAACGACCCC
This is a messenger RNA of Phytophthora sojae, 610 nucleotides long. RefSeq lists its product as hypothetical. NCBI's taxonomy places the organism in Eukaryota, Oomycota, Peronosporomycetes, Peronosporales, Peronosporaceae. Bases 39 to 557 code for a protein of 172 amino acids. The record is from RefSeq and is a predicted model, not a curated record. The transcript has a single exon.